AUGGUGCAUGAAGUAGUAGUCAGGGAGGCUGAUGAUCGUCGCUAUGCUGCCUUGAUCAGGGGCGUUGUAUGCAGCGGUGGAAUUUUAGGCAUUAUCUUAUUCGCACGGAAAACACGGAUGUUUGCGAGGUACGAAAAAGUAUCAGAGAUACCACUUGAGGUAUAUAAAAAAGGAAUUGAACUGAAAGGAAUUGUUCGUGCUGUUCAUUCCAAUGGAUAUAUGAAAGUCGAGCAUAUACCAAUGUUCACGUUGCCGAAAUUUCUUUCCAGAAAGAAGUCAAUUCAGCCAGGAUUGCUGGACUUACGACUUGCGGGUAUUGAUGUUUCGGAUGCUGGUUCGAACUAUCUUACGAAAGUGGUGCGCUUGCGUAGUAAUCAAAUACUUUUCUCUGCCAUCAAGCCAGUUGAAAAUAACAAAUGUAUCGAUGCUGAAAUUUUCUUGCAGAGGCCUUUCCAGAAGAGAUUUUUGCAAACAAAUUUAAAUGUGGAUUUGGUACGUCGAGGUUUUGCACGUGUAAUACCGCUGAGUAAUCCAGAACAUGUGGAUGCUUUGAAAACUAAUCUCUCAUAUUCAAGAUUAAUGUCAAAGUUGAUCAUGUCUGAAAAGAUCGCUGAUCGUCGAGGAUUAGGUUUGUGGACUCGUGAUACGUGGGCGGAAGUUAUAUUUUCAUAUCCUGUCACUUUCAGACAGAUUAUCCGUUCGACAGGAAUAACGAGAUUUCUGGUCGCAACUACAGUUGUCUGCAAAGAAAUGCUUGUCACUGGAAGUCGUAUAUCGAAACAAGCAUUUAAAACCAUCACUGCAUUAAGCCAAAAAAUGUAUAUAAUAGUGCAACAAUUAGCUAAUGCAUCAUUUGGAUUAAACAGAUCAUUGAAAAGGAGGAUUGACAAGUUUUCAUCGAAAUAA
Molecule: messenger RNA, 906 nt
Organism: Cercopithifilaria johnstoni
Lineage: Eukaryota; Metazoa; Nematoda; Chromadorea; Rhabditida; Onchocercidae
Source: the annotation of a GenBank genome assembly